AAGACGCAUCAAACACACAACUAUUUCAAGAAGUUCGUGAAACGUCUCGAGGACGUUGAAACGCUUAUAGAACGUUCAUUAGUGUCGGUUAUUCGAGGGCCUUAAAACGUUUAGAGAACAUUUUGUGUUACCCGGAGAGCGGAGUGAAUACUGGAUGGAGGAGAGGAAUGCCACUUCUAUCUUUUAGAAUAUAAUGUUUUGGUGAAAGUGAUUAAAGAACUACAGAUAGUGUAAGUACGUUCAUGCUCUUGGCACAAUGUUCUACGUGACCCAGAAUGAAACGGGGACCGCUAAUGAGACGAAUGCCACUUUAUCCUGGACUUGGGCUCCGUUGGCCUGGGAAUGGUGGGAGGUCCUCCAACUGCUUCUGGCCCUGGCUGGCAUCGUCGGAAACUUCCUAGUGAUGGUGGUUCUCUUCCGGGUCAGGCGGUCGCGUUGCUCGACCGAUACCCUGAUCGCUGGGCUAGCUCUGGCCGAUUUUCUGACCUCGGUGUUCAUCAUACCGCACAGGCAGGUGGAGACGCUGCCAGAUACCACAUCCGCGCAGCUCUACUGUCGAAUCAUCCACUCCUCGUUCUUCAUGUGGGUCACCAUCUCAGCGUCCAUCUUUACGCUGACCACCAUCUCGAUUGAGAGGCUUGUAGCGGUCGUUCGACCGUUCCAGUUCAAACGCAUCUUCUCACCGGAGAGGACGUUGGUGAUCGUCGCUGGUAUCUGGCUCGUGUCCUUUCUACUCAACUUUGUGAUCAUAUUCGUCGUCUAUUUCGAAGACGGCUCCUGCGUGUUCGGUUAUACAUCGGUUUGGCACGGCAAACUCACGGGGAUCAUCGUCUUCUUAUUCGAGUUCCUCUUCCCCGUCGUCACCAUGCUGGUCGCCCACGUGUUCACUGUCAGGGCUCUUCGCCGAAGCUCGCACACCAACGCCAGUAGCGAAACCAAUAAUUUUAUCCUCCAAGCCCGGCGGAAGAUCACACGAAUGCUCCUGGAGGUCAUCAUCGUCUUCAUCAUCUCAUGGACACCCGAUCAGGUAUUCUACUUCGCAAUCAACGUCGGGCUCGUCGAGGCCAGCAAUCUAUAUAGCCCUUUCUACCGGUCCUUUGUCGUCCUCGCCUUCGUCAACUCCUGCGUCAACCCGGUGAUCUAUGCCGCGAGGAAUCCGAACUUCAGGAAAGCGCUCAUGGAGCUUUGUGGAUCUGUCCGUAGUCUUCGGCCCAUCUUUGCUGGCAUGGAGACCAGAGAUAGCCAAAUGAGGAUGCUUGAUGGGGAGACAGCAUCAGGUUCGAAUGCGGACAUUUCACCAAAUAGAAAUUGAAGAGGCAUCCUGCUAAUGUUUCAUACCCGAAUCCUCUGAAUUCAUCUUCUCCAAAAUGUCUCAGUCUGUACUCAACGGCUGUGAAGUAUUAUUUAACAACAUGUAUUCUGAAGAUGAAAUCGGCAAACCUUUUUCCUUACCCCCGUUUACUUUCAGCUAGGAAACUGAUUGUUGAGGAAAUUGGAUUUGUGUUG
Messenger RNA from Strongylocentrotus purpuratus (purple sea urchin), 1506 nucleotides. Its product is annotated as mu-type opioid receptor. Bases 257 to 1312 code for a protein of 351 amino acids. The transcript has a single exon. The record is from RefSeq and is a predicted model, not a curated record. Gene Ontology annotation, cellular component: membrane. Lineage: Eukaryota; Metazoa; Echinodermata; Echinoidea; Camarodonta; Strongylocentrotidae. Gene Ontology annotation, biological process: G protein-coupled receptor signaling pathway. Gene Ontology annotation, molecular function: neuropeptide Y receptor activity.